Molecule: messenger RNA, 1528 nt
Organism: Daktulosphaira vitifoliae (grape phylloxera)
Lineage: Eukaryota; Metazoa; Arthropoda; Insecta; Hemiptera; Phylloxeridae
Exons: 6
Coding region: 371-1144 (257 amino acids)
Source: RefSeq, a predicted model, not a curated record
CAGAUGGUGCAAGUCUCGUGCGUACAAACGCAUCAUCAAUCGGUCACUCGGAUCAUGAUGCGUACGGAGAAUGUAUGAGAGCACAGUGGUGCACGCCGCCACCUUGUUGUAUAAUAAUUCUGUGUGAAAACGAUUGUUCAGUAUCAAUCUAGUUAUCUUUAGACUGCAUUGCGUGGAGGCCGAGUGCUCGGACAUCUAUUUUUAAACACACGUUUCAUCGGUUACACUUGAGUCGCCUGUUCGUAUUGUGACAAUGCAACCUCCCUAAAGGGGCGCGGCCGCGCCAACUUGAAGCGAUGAUCUCGGCAUAACCGAUUGUCAAUGCGAUCGAACUUGGAUAACCAGAAUUAAGUGUUACGGCGACUAAGAAAUGACACUGUUGCUAUUUGACGGGUCAACCAAAAGAUCUUCUAGUACAAUUAUCACAUAUACUACAUAUUUAGCGAUUUUUUUGGUUGUUGCUUCAACUAGUGUUUCCACGGAAAAUGUCACCUCGAAAGCUACUUCUACAACGCCAUCCGCUACACCAACUGAAAUUACCAUAGUUAACCGAAGGACUUCUACUAUCAGUAGUUCCGAUUAUUUGGCUUAUCAACAACAGAGUUAUGUUGAAAAACAUUUACCUGUAGAAGGUAACAGUCCCAAAAAACACCGAGAACUAGUUGAUAAACAAAGAGCUUUGGAGAAGACCAACAGACAGCGGAGACAAUCGUUUCGUAAGAAGGCCAACGGCAGAGAUCAAUCUCCAGGUCUAUUGACGUUAUCUUUCAUAUUAGUGCGCGAUACUAUAAAUGAUACAACAACGGCUUACCGGAACAUUAGCCGAAUUGUCAGUGACACCAUACGACAAGCCGCUGAACCACCUCCGUCAACUGAUGAUCAACAAAUGAUGGGCUCAGCACAAGGUUCUACUCCUUCGACAAAACCCAACCCAACAGCUUCUCAAAAUGCUAUCUCUAGGCUACUAGGUCGUAAUUUUAGAGGUUUGAGACGUUUGUUUGAUUCAGAACUCCGAUCAGCCAUAGGAAACACUGGUCAAAAUGUGAGAGAAUUCCGCCAGGAACUAACCAAAUCAGUUCUUAACAGCUUAAGACCUUCUCAAAUUUUUACUAGAGGAAACGGCACAAAAACUAAUUCAGUGUAAAAAGAUACCGUAGAUUAACUCAUGCGUUUAAAAAAAUAUCUUAUUUUAGAUUAAACAAUAAUAUAUAGAUUGCAUAAUUGAAUCAAAUUAUAUUGUACAUUUUUUAUAUAACAAAAUGAUUCAUUUUUAAAUAAGAAAAGCUCAAUUAGUUUAUUGAAACACUAUUUUUACAUGUAUACAUAAAAAAUACAUCUUUUAACUAGUAAAAAAGAAUACAUUCUGUAAUUUUCAUUCGUGUACAUAAGUAACAUUUUAGUCAAACUUGUAAACCGGUGGCCAUUAAAUAAUCUAAUAUCUAACACAAAUGUACCAUGAAAAUAUUUGUAAAUAUUAGUAAAAUAUAGUGACUUUUUAUUUUCAUAAUAUAUUUUUCUCAGCUGUAUA